CCCGCCACAGAGGAGGAAAAGAGCAAAAAGUGCAUCUUGCUGAAGGAGCAGAUACAAGCCAAUGAUGCGGCUACAUGGCCCCCAACAGUACAGAAAUUGGUUGAAGCGAAAUCCGUGGAGUUGAAACCAUAUGACCUUCACCUUGAUUAUGACUACUGGCUCUAUCGUAUGUGCAAUCGGGAGAUGCAACUGUCAAAAUGCAAGUACUAACAUACGUUGCAGACGAUAUUCUUUCUUCAAUACUACCAGAGGAACAUCUUGAGGAAACCCCAGCAGGUUUCAACCAAGUUGGCCAUGUUGCACACCUUAAUCUGAGAGAGCAAUAUCUCCCAUAUAAAUAUCUAAUUGCGGAAGUUAUCCGAGAUAAAAACUCGACGGUCCGAACAGUGAUCAACAAGGUGGACGAUGUUGGCGCAAACAGCGAAUAUCGCACUUUUGCAUACGAGCACCUGGUUGGGGACGAAGAUAUGAACGUUGUCCAGCAUGAGCAGGGAUGCGAGUUUGCAUUCGACUACUCCAAAGUAUACUGGAAUUCACGCCUAGGAAACGAACAUACAUACCUUGUUGGCAGGUUUAGAGAGGGAGAAGCAGUAUGUGAUGUCAUGGCUGGCGUUGGACCCUUUGCCCUGCCAGCGGGUAAGAAGAGGGUAUUCGUUUAUGCGAAUGACCUUAACCCUCACGGAUAUGAGAAGCUGAAAGAAGGUGCUGCCCGGAACAAAGUCAGAGAAUUCGUUCAACCAUUUAACAUGGAUGGAAGGGAGUUUAUCCGACACGCUUCCCAGGAGCUAUGCGUUAACGGGCCACGUCCUGUCAAGAUAUACCCGAAAGUAAAACGCACCGAGGCCGCUGAGAAGAAAACUGUUCCUCCACAAGUAUACAAAUGCCCACCUACCUUUGACCACUACGUGAUGAACCUUCCAGCUUCCGCGAUUGAGUUCCUAGACGCUUUUGUCGGUGUUUACGCUGGAAAGAAGUCAAUGUUCGAGCCGCACACCCAGCGCAAACGCCCAUUUGUGCAUGUUUACUGCUUUUCAACCAACUCUGAUGAUAACGCUGUUGAGUUUGCGGAUAUCUGCAACCGCAUUUCGGAAAGGAUACAGUACAAGAUUACCCCUGACGAUAUGAUUGGUGGUACGGGAAAGCAGGAUCUUGAGCUUGAGAUUCGUGACAUCAGACUUGUCUCGCCGAAUAAGAGAAUGUUCUGUGCUUCCUUCAGGCUCCCGGCAGAAGUAAUAUUCAAGUCCUGA
This is a messenger RNA of Trichophyton rubrum CBS 118892, 1247 nucleotides long. RefSeq lists its product as uncharacterized. The transcript has 2 exons. Gene Ontology annotation, biological process: tRNA N1-guanine methylation; mitochondrial tRNA methylation. NCBI's taxonomy places the organism in Eukaryota, Fungi, Ascomycota, Eurotiomycetes, Onygenales, Arthrodermataceae. Gene Ontology annotation, cellular component: cytoplasm; mitochondrial matrix. The record is from RefSeq and is a predicted model, not a curated record. The coding region runs from base 198 to 1247 and encodes 349 amino acids.